AUGGCGUCUGUAAACAUGGAAUUCGAUGAGGAAAAAGAUGACAAUAAGAAGCUAACAUAUGAGGAAUAUAUGUUUAAUCAUAUACGAAAGAAGUAUAAAAGGCGAAAGAAAAGAAAAGGAAGCCAAAUUUACCUUUGUUUUUUCUUCUUAGUCGAUAAAUUAAGGGACGUUGUACAAUCGGAUCCGGGGGAAUACAGCGGGAUAAAAACGGUGUUGGGGUUUCCAACAGGGGCUCUUUUAGCAUUUGGUCUAUACCUGGCGGUAUUGGCCCCAUUAAAUCUACAGAAAGAUACAAGUGAGUUGGUGGGCGGACUCCUGGGUCUGGGGUUAGCUACCGGAUACGCGAUAUCGGCGCAGGUGCGAUGCAUCGCUUGGUUGCUUAUCCCCACAUUCUUCGGAAAGAAAGGACGAUCGUUUAUAGGAACCUAUGCAAUCGUAUUUCUCAUUGCAGGACCGAUCCAUAACAUAAUCGUAAACGGUAGAGAAGUGAUUCGCUCCUUGACCUGUGCUGCAGAAUUAGCCAUUAAUCAGACGUCUGCUAAAUGGGAGCUGAGAACUAAACCAUUCCGCAGGAUUAUGACGCAGUUUGUGAGUGAAGGUGCUCAUUUAAAAAAGGUGACCAAGAAGAUAGAUGCAGCUUACCAACCAAUCAGAAAAGAGUUAAAAAGCCACGAGGAGAGCGACGAAUAUGAAAUUGAAGAUGAGGACUCUGAAGCUAAAAUGGCGGAAAGAAUGAGACAGGUAGAUAAAGUGACACACAAUCGGCGCGGAAACCGGAUGCAGAAGAUAGAAUCUGAAAACGACGAGAGCACAGCAAAGGACAGAGCAGAGAAAUCCGAAAAAAGAUACCGGAAAAAGCUAGAAAUGAGAUGUGAAGAUGUAUGGAACAAGGCUGUAAUAAAGUGCCGAGGGAAGUUCAGGGAUUUGGAGAGAAAAUGUUUGUCCACCAUUCCUGUUCUUGGCUAUGUUCUAUGUCUGCCUCUGAAAUUGACAAUUUUCUGCCAACUCGCUAAAGUGGUGCCAAAUGCCCUUGGAAUGGAGUGUAAAUCUAUGGACGUGAUGGAGCCAGGUUUUGGUGAUGUGUAUGUAACGUCAGAAGACACAAUGGUCGACAUGGAGGAGAACUUCGACGUCAAUUUACAGUAUAAGAUGGUGAAAACUCCCGAAGAUAUCGAUUAUACUAUGGCAGAGGAAGUUCGGAAGGGAACAAUGCACGAGUUCGAUAAGAAAAAAGUAUGGGUGGAAUUUUUCAUGGCGACACUCCAGAGAUUCAUGGCAUUCACGUUUAUAGUGGUAAUCGUUAGAAUAUCCCUAGCAAAACCAUUAUUAAAGUGUUUGCUAUUUCACAGCUCCUACAAAUACAACAAGAAGUAUUUAACAGACUUUAAAUUCGAUAACAACUACAUCUCGUCUUACUUCCGCCAUAUUGAUGCAAGACGCCAUUACCAGAAUAAGCGUACACUGUUACCCUUGAAGAAUUUUGAAAAGGAUAGCAUGAUUUAUCCUGAUACGUUGAAACUGAUGAAAGGGGAAAAGAAAAAGCUGAGCACAGGCACCUUUUUGAUUUUAAUGCGGGCAUUUAUAUCAGGCAUGAUAGUAAUGUCAGCCAAUCUGCUGUAUGAUGUGAUGGAUAUCAUAGAGAAAAACAGUCACAUAAGUUACAGACAGACAGGCUUGCAUUAUAUUAGUGUGAAAGUCUCUGGCGUUGGAUUUAUGAGUCAGAUCAUUCGACUGUUUCUAAAGGCCUUCAACAGCGAACAUACCAUUGAUAACGUGACUACAAAUUUUGAAUGUUUGCCCCAUCCUACAAAACUAAACUCCGUGGAAGUCUACAAGAUUUACGCUGUUUAUAUUGUUGUCUGGAUUCUCAUGUUAUUUGAAGCAUAUGGCUUGCGCCUGCGCAGACUCAUUUGUGCUUUCUUUUAUCGAAAGAGGGAAAAAUCACGGAUAUUGUUUAUGUACAACGAACUGCUGAAAAGGAGAAAAGGAUAUCUUAUUCAUCUACGUAAAAAAGUUCGAAAACAGGCCAGGAAAUUUCAGCUUUCUCGGGACUCUGGCUUUUUGGUUGGAAUUAAGCGCUCCUGUCCCAAACUCGCCUCUCUGGUGAAACGUUUUAAGGCUUCUAAAACUCGAUGUUUGAUUUGUGAUGAUUUGGAGACAGAAGGAUUUGUUCUCUGUUCUACACCUGGAUGUAAUUUCUCUUAUUGUGCAGAUUGCUGGAUUGAUUGCAAGAAAAAGUGUUAUGCAUGCGUACCACGUUCUACAGAUUUUAGUGACAGUGAUAAUUCUGAUGACGGGAGCACAGAAGAUGAUGACGUAUAACACUAGAUGGUAUAAUGAACAGUAAAUAGUAUGAUUAUAUCUAAGUCUUUUUUAAUUUCAUCCAAAUUAUACUUUAUCAUGACUUUAAGGAGUUUAAUUUUCCUUAUAUAUACCAUUGCUUUGUUUUAACAUAUACUACAUGUAUCGUGUAUAAUAAAUGGAAUGUAAUGAAAAUAUGCAACAUCAAUACAGUGUGUGGAAUACUGUAGGG
This is a messenger RNA of Saccostrea echinata, 2533 nucleotides long. RefSeq names its product E3 ubiquitin-protein ligase DCST1-like. Bases 1 to 2322 code for a protein of 773 amino acids. Gene Ontology annotation, cellular component: membrane. The record is from RefSeq and is a predicted model, not a curated record. Lineage: Eukaryota; Metazoa; Mollusca; Bivalvia; Ostreida; Ostreidae. The transcript is spliced from 17 exons.